Eruca vesicaria subsp. sativa (arugula) is the source of this 2190-nucleotide messenger RNA. The record is from the annotation of a GenBank genome assembly. NCBI's taxonomy places the organism in Eukaryota, Viridiplantae, Streptophyta, Magnoliopsida, Brassicales, Brassicaceae.
AUGUUCCUCAGACGCAUUGGCAUUUCCCAGAUCGCUUCCUACAUGAUCGCUGGACUGAUUCUAGGGCCCCAGCUUUGUGAUGUGCUAGAGAAAUCUUCCGGGAAAGUAUCGGAGGAUCCUGCGUUAGAUGGAAACGCUACCUUAAGAAGCAUCUCAGUGUUUGGAACCAUAAUGUUUAACUUUUUGAUGAGUCUUAGAACCAGCCGGAGAGUGGCGUUCAUUAGCGGAAAGCUACCCGUUGUGAUCGGGAUUUUGUCCUUCUUUGCUCCUCUGUUUGGUCUCGGUUUCCAGAACUUCUUCUCUGACAGCAUUGACCCUAAUUACAUGCCUCUGAAAACAGGACUAGGCGAGCGCACAGCGAUCGUUAUAACACAGUCUUCUAUACUUUUGCCUUCCACAACAUACAUCUUGUUAGAGCUCAAGAUCCUCAACUCCGAGAUCGGCCGCCUUGCAUUGUCUGCAUGUGUCAUCAACGAUAUCUUUGGGACAAUUUCCAUAGUACUCGCUUCUGUUCACGCAACGUACAAGAAUGUUUCACAUGUAACUGCCUAUCGUGACGCUAUCGCAGUGGUCAUCUUCGUUCUCGUCGUCUUUCUUGUUUUUAAGCCCAUCGUGCAAUGGAUGAUAGAUCGCACACCGGAAGGCAAACCCGUGAAGAAUAUGUACGUUAACGCUGUUGUUCUAACCGCAUUGGCUUCCUCUGUUUAUUCUAUGAUAUUUAACAUGAAAUAUGUGUUGGGACCAUUAGUGGUCGGUCUUGUCAUACCCGAAGGUCCACCAUUAGGAUCGGCGUUGGAGACUAAGUACGAGAAGCUCACGAUGAACGUCUUCUUACCAAUCUCGAUCACUGUCAGCGUGAUGAGAAGCGAUGCAAUAAGGAUGUUCACAGAGUUCAGUCACAUCCUCGUUAACAUCUUCUUAACGGCAUUAACACUUCUCCUAAAACUGGUCGCAUGCCUUGCACCUUGCUUGUACUAUAAAUUACCUCUCAACGAAUCCCUGGCCAUUUCCAUCAUCUUGAGCUAUAAAAGUUUCGCUGAUUUCGUUCUCUAUGAGUCCGUAUUAGACGACGCGUAUAUAUCACAGGCAACGUACGCGUUCUUGAUCAUUUAUUCGUUACUAAGUGCUGGUAUUGUUCCAGUAGUGUUAAGGAGAUUGUAUGAUCCGAAAAGGAAAUACGUUAAUUACCAAAAACGGAACAUAUUGCAUUUGGAACCAAGUUCCAGUCUCCAGAUUUUAACUUGUUUGCACAGACCUGAGAACGUCUCUGCGGCCAUUGCAUUCCUCCAGUUGUUGUCCUCACCAAACCUAGAUUUCCCAAUCGCGGUCACGGUUCUCUAUCUGGUGAAGCUAGUAGGUCAGAUCAAUCCUGUUCUAAUCUCCGACCAUAAGAAGUCGAAACGGCUUCACACCGACUCGUACAUCCAUACCGCAAACCUUGCUUUCAGAAAGUUCAUGCUCGAAGGCUUGAAGUCCGUAACAGUAGCCACUUUCACGGCAUUCUCGCAUGAGAAGAUGAUGCACGAAGAUAUUUGCACGCUCGCACUUGACCAGACAGCGUCAAUGAUUAUUGUCCCUUCAGGGAGGAGAUGGACCGCAGAUGGGAUGUUCGAAUCAGAUGACGAUGCCACAAGGCGACUAAACCAAGCGUUGCUAGAGAGUGCGCCUUGUUCUAUUGGAAUACUAAUUGAUCGUGGACAUUUCUCACGCAAAGGCAAUGUAGCGAGCAAGAAAAAUUACAAUAUCGAUGUCGGUGUUAUUUUUAUCGGAGGCAAAGAUGAUAGAGAGGCACUAUCUUUGGUGAGGAGGAUGAAACAUAACCCAAGGGUUCGUGUAACCGUCAUCCGCCUCUUGUUCAAACAAGAAAUAGGGCCAGAAAACUGGGAGUACAUUCUGGACAAUGAAUGCUUAAAGGAUUUCAAGAUUGCAGACGUAAUGAACAAUGUUGAUUACACAGAGAGGAAUCUGACCAGUGGAGCUGAGGUUGCCAGCAUCGUCCAAUUUCUGGCCUACGAGCAUGAUCUUAUGCUGGUUGGAAGAGAUCAAGGCAUUGCAUCACCAAACUUUUUAGGACUUACAGAUUGGGUCGAACUUCCAGAGUUAGGUGUCAUUGGAGAUUUUUUAGCCGCUAAAGAGCUUAGCUCUAAGGUCUCUGUUUUGGUAGUUCAACAACAGCAGCAACAGGCGUGA